This is a messenger RNA of Cricetulus griseus (Chinese hamster), 1497 nucleotides long. NCBI's taxonomy places the organism in Eukaryota, Metazoa, Chordata, Mammalia, Rodentia, Cricetidae. The record is from RefSeq and is a predicted model, not a curated record.
AUGGCUUCACUGAGGAGAGUCAAAGUGUUGUUGGUGUUGAACUUGAUCGCGGUGGCCGGCUUCGUGAUCUUUUUGGCUAAGUGCCGGCCUAUCGCGGUGCGCAGCGGAGACGCCUUCCACGAGAUCCGGCCUCGCGCAGAGGUUCACAAUUUAUCAGUACAGGCAAAGUGCCCAGUCAUGGAUGUGGUGUUUACAAAGGUUAGUUUAUUGGGAGACCUAGUUUACUUAAGGAACAAUGGGUUAUCCAAAUCACUCGGGCUCAUCGAAGGGUAUGGUGGGCGAGGCAAAGGAGGCCUUCCUGCCACCCUUUCCCCCUCUGAAGAAGAAAAAGCCAAAGGACCUCAUGAGAAGUAUGGCUACAAUUCCUACCUCAGCGAAAAGAUCUCCUUGGAUCGAUCUAUUCCAGAUUAUCGUCCCACUAAGUGUAAGGAGCUCAAAUACUCCAAGGAAUUGCCCCAGAUAUCCAUCAUCUUCAUCUUUGUGAACGAGGCCCUGUCUGUGAUCCUGCGGUCAGUCCACAGCGCUGUCAAUCACACACCCACACACCUGCUGAAGGAGAUCAUCCUGGUGGAUGACAACAGCGAUGAAGAGGAGCUGAAGGCCCCCUUGGAAGAGUAUGUUCACAAACGCUACCCUGGGCUGGUGAAGGUGGUACGCAACCAAAAGAGAGAAGGCCUGAUCCGAGCACGCAUCGAGGGCUGGAAGGCCGCCACUGGCCAGGUCACUGGCUUUUUUGAUGCCCACGUGGAAUUCACUGCUGGCUGGGCUGAGCCUGUUCUGUCCCGCAUCCAGGAGAACCGGAAGCGGGUCAUCCUCCCCUCCAUCGACAACAUCAAACAGGACAACUUUGAAGUGCAGCGCUAUGAGAACUCUGCCCUUGGGGACAGCUGGGAGCUUUGGUGCAUGUACAUCAGCCCUCCGAAAGACUGGUGGGACGCCGGAGACCCCUCUCUCCCCAUCAGGACACAGGACAUGACUGGCUGCUCAUUUGUGGUCAACAGGAAAUUCUUUGGUGAAAUUGGUCUGCUGGACCCUGGGAUGGAUGUGUACGGAGGAGAGAAUAUUGAACUCGGAAUCAAGGUGUGGCUCUGUGGUGGCAGCAUGGAGGUCCUUCCUUGCUCAAGGUGCUUGCAGAAUCCAGGGAUCGAUAUAGGUGACGUCUCAGAGAGAAAAGCAUUAAGGAAAAGUUUGAAGUGUAAGAAUUUCCAGUGGUACUUGGACCACGUCUACCCGGAAAUGAGAAGAUACAACAAUACUAUUGCAUACGGGGAGCUUCGUAACAAUAAGGCCAAGGAUGUCUGCCUGGAUCAGGGGCCACUAGAGAACCACACAGCAAUACUGUACCCAUGCCACGGCUGGGGACCACAGAAUGGAGCCAUCAUGAAUAAGGGCACAGGGCGCUGCCUGGAGGUAGAGAACCGGGGCCUGGCUGGCAUUGACCUCAUCCUCAGAAGCUGUACAGGACAGAGGUGGACAAUCAAGAACUCCAUCAAGUAG